UCAUUAUUUUGGGAAUGCCUUCAACAUCAGUGAAAUUGGGAAAAUGUUCUCGGAUAUUGUCUUAAUUGGGAAAAUUUGCAAAUUACCAAAACCAAUGCAAAAAUAUUAUUUUGUAAUCAACGCAUUAAGAGAAAAUGGCAGCCGAUCUUAAAGCCAAAUUUGAAGGAAAAUGGGUUAAUGUUAAAUCAGAGAAUCUCAAAGAAUACUUGGAAAAAGCUGGUGUUGGAAUGAUCAAGAAAAACAUUGCUCUGCAGCUAACUCCAGAAAUGGUGAUCAGUGUGGAAGGUGAACAAAUCAACGUGUCAAUUACGGCGGGUCCUAAAACAACCAAAGCGUCGUACAAACUUGGUGAACAGUAUGAUGUCGAGGGAGAUAAUCCUGGAAAGGCAGUGACUACAUUGGUUGAUGGCAAAAUGAACACAGUUAUUACACCAAACGAUACAAAGCUGAAGCCGCACACGAUUGUAAGAGAUAUAGUUGACGGUCAGCUAGUUCAGACAAUGACGACUGAUGGCGUUACAGCCAAACGUUUCUUCCAGAAAUCGUCCUAAGACAUUCAAAAGAUCUAAAACAGACUUAAUUUGUAAAUUCUUUUUUGUCAUUUCUUAUUUAUUGUGUUCAUAAUAUAGCAUCUGAAUAAUCAACCAAUUCAUUUCGCCGGUUAGCUUAACUGUAUUAAAUUAUGACACACCUUGCAUCUGAUUGUCUCUUAUAUUCUUUUAAUACUUGUGUCGCAUCUUUAUCAUAUUCCUGUUUCUGAAAUAAAAUAGAACAUUGAUCAAUUA
This is a messenger RNA of Mercenaria mercenaria, 785 nucleotides long. RefSeq names its product fatty acid-binding protein, adipocyte-like. Gene Ontology annotation, molecular function: fatty acid binding. The transcript is spliced from 5 exons. The record is from RefSeq and is a predicted model, not a curated record. The coding region runs from base 135 to 551 and encodes 138 amino acids. Gene Ontology annotation, biological process: fatty acid transport. NCBI's taxonomy places the organism in Eukaryota, Metazoa, Mollusca, Bivalvia, Venerida, Veneridae. Gene Ontology annotation, cellular component: nucleus; cytosol.